This is a messenger RNA of Acanthamoeba castellanii str. Neff, 855 nucleotides long. RefSeq names its product SterolC5-desaturase. The transcript has 7 exons. The record is from RefSeq and is a predicted model, not a curated record. Gene Ontology annotation, molecular function: iron ion binding; oxidoreductase activity. The coding region runs from base 1 to 855 and encodes 284 amino acids. Lineage: Eukaryota; Discosea; Longamoebia; Acanthamoebidae.
AUGGACGACGUGCUGUACGCGACGGACCGGUUCCUCUUGGAGCCCUACCUGUACUCGUUCAUCGACUCGCCGCUGGUGCAGGAGCCCACUCUGCCGAGAAACAUUUUCGGGGUGUGGUUCAUCUUGUCCAUUGGCGGCAUCCUCAUGUACAUCAGCUUCGCUGCGCUCAGCUACCUCUUCAUCUUCGACAAGUCUGCCGAGAAGGACCCUUUGUUCCUGAAGAAUCAGGUGGCGAAGGAGAUCGGCCUGUCGCUGGCCUCCAUCCCGUUCAUGGGUGUGCUCACCACGCCCAUCAUCCUUGGAGAAAUCUACGGUUACAGCAAGUGCUAUGACAACGUCGAGGAGUACGGCCUGCCGUUCCUGAUCCUGACCAUCUUCACUUUCCUGUUCUUCACCGACUUUGGCAUCUACUGGAUCCACCGUGCUCUGCACUCCAGAUACCUCUACUUCUGGUGCCACAAGCCCCACCACUGGUGGAAGGUCCCGACGCCCUUCGCGUCGCACGCCUUCCACCCGGUCGAUGGCUGGGCGCAGUCUCUGCCGUACCACAUCUACGUGUUCCUCUUCCCCACGCACAAGUGGACCUACCUCGCGUUGUUCGUGUUCGUCAACUUCUGGACCAUUUCGAUCCACGAUGGUGACUACCGCGUGCCUGGCUUCUUCCGUCCCAUCUUGAACGGUGCGGCGCACCACACGGACCACCACCUUCUGUUCAACUACAACUACGGCCAGUUCUUCACCCUCUGGGACAGAAUCGGCGGGUCCUACAAGACCCCUCUCGUCCACGAGAGCCCCGAGAAGCAGGAGGAGGCCAAGCGGAAGAAGGCUGCCCGCAAGCAGAAGAAGGCCGAGUAA